Molecule: messenger RNA, 270 nt
Organism: Protopolystoma xenopodis
Lineage: Eukaryota; Metazoa; Platyhelminthes; Monogenea; Polystomatidea; Polystomatidae
Source: the annotation of a GenBank genome assembly
CUACGCGAGGUGUUUCACGUGUUCGACCGAGACAACAGUGGAGAAAUCAGUCGAGAGGAACUGGAGUCGAUGAUCAAACUGGUGAGUCCCGGGCGGACUCCAAUCCAGGUCAAACUGCUAAUGAACAAGGCUGACAUAAACGGUAAUUGCACUUUUGUCCGGUUACCUUGUCUCGCGGUUGCCAGGCAAGGUUGUGAGGCUUUGCGGAGCUACAGUUUGACUCAGAAUUGGAACCUCUUUAAUGACGUCGCGCAGGCUUCACCGGUCUGA